Capsicum annuum is the source of this 807-nucleotide messenger RNA. RefSeq lists its product as uncharacterized. Bases 1 to 807 code for a protein of 268 amino acids. The record is from RefSeq and is a predicted model, not a curated record. NCBI's taxonomy places the organism in Eukaryota, Viridiplantae, Streptophyta, Magnoliopsida, Solanales, Solanaceae. The transcript has 2 exons. Gene Ontology annotation, molecular function: nucleic acid binding. Gene Ontology annotation, biological process: DNA integration.
AUGAAUGGGUUUGCCUUUGUUAUAAAGAUUAUGAGAACUGGUUACUUCUGGAUGACUAUGGAAAAUAAUUGUAGCAAGUAUGUGCAGAAGCGCCCAAAAUGCCAGAUGGACAGAGAUUUGAUUCAAAUUCCUCCACAUGAGCUUUAUGUUAUGAGUUUACCUUGGUCUUUCAUAGCUUGGGGUAUAGAUGUUAUCGGACCAAUAGAGCCACCAGCGUCAAAUGGGCAUAGAUACAUUUUGUUCGCUAUUGAUUACUUCAUUAAGUGGGUCAAAGUUAUUUCAUAUAGAGCCGUCACCAAGAAGAUGGUUGAAGAUUUUGUCAAGAACUUGAUUUGCCAAUUUGGAGUGCUAGAAUCAAUUAUUACUGAUAAUGGAGCUAACUUUAAUUGUCACUUGAUGAAUGAGAUUUGUGAUCAGUUUAAGAUUGCUCAUCGCAACUCGACCACAUAUCGUCCACAAAUGAAUGGAGCCAUGGAAGCUGCCAAUAAGAACAUCAAGAAGGUAUUGAGGAAGAUGGUAAAAAAUGAUAUAUCAUGGCAUGAGAUGUUGCCCUAUGCUCUAUUAGGGUAUCGUACAAUAGUUCGAACCUCCACUGGGGUAACUCCUUAUCUAUUUGUGUAUGGAAAUGAAGUUGUGAUACCUUCCAAGAGAAUGGACGCCGUGUGUCAUAGCCAGUUGUACCAACACAGAAUGAUCCGUGCCUUCAACAAGAAGUUAAGAGCUCGAACAUUUGAAGUUGGGCAAUUUUUUCUCAAAUGCAUAUUCACUCACCAAGAAGAGUACAAAAGCAAGUUUGUUCCAAAUUGA